UUCCAGGGCGGCUCCCAUGAUUCAAACCAUCUUAUAGCCGGAGUGCGUGUGUGUUCGCAGUGUAUCCUAGUAGCUGUUCCAAUGAAAUGAAACGCAGAGGAGCGCUGGACCAUACCUGGCUCUAACCCUCAGCGAAAUCCACCCUCGCCCUCUUACUUCAUACACAGUGUUCGGCACUGCCUCCCCCGAGCUCCGGCCAUCUCUCCUCGUGUACCUUCAGCGCGGAGACGCGGGGGUCCAAGCUGAAGCCGGGACCUUCACUGAUUUCGGAUAGUUGUUAAACAAAUCGGGCUGUAGCGCGUCGGAGGCAGAAGCAUUGUUCAAGCAAUUGGAAUCAGCGGGCGAAAAUGAAUUACCUUCCCAUCCAGUUGAUAGUUUUGUUCUUGGGCAUGUCCUCUGCUCAGAGGCGAGUUGAGGUACAGCAAGGCCCCCUGAUCAGAGUGGAGGGGUACCAUGCAACCAUCUGGUGUAAUGUGUCUGGGUACUCGGGAUCCACGCAACAGAACUUUGAGUGGUCAAUCUAUCUGCCUUCGGCACCAGAGCGACAAAUCCAGAUGGUCAGCACCAAUGAUCCAAACUACUCCUAUGCAGUGUACGCAAAUAGAGUGCGGAAUAAGGAGGUCUACGUUGAGAGAAUUGACCGAGAUUCGGCCCUAUUGCACAUUACCAAGCUGCAACUGGGAGAUGCAGGGGAAUAUGAAUGUCACACCCCGAACACAGAAUCCACAUACUGGGGGUCCUACAAUGCCAAGGGGAAUCUGACAGUUAUUCCAGACACGCUCAGUGCCAUAUCUGUGCCCAAGACUCUGAAUAAAGUAGAAGGAGACUCACUGGAACUGGUCUGUGAAGUGUCUGAACAAACACCAUACCACACGCAUAUGGCCAUCACGUGGUACCUACAAAAGGGAGAUCACAGUCUCAAAGUCAUAUCUCUAACACGAGAUUUCAUUCUACGCUCUGGAGAGUCGUACAAGCAAAGACACGCAUCAGGUGAUGUACGGCUGGACAAGUUGGGAGCCAAUUCCUUCAAACUCACCAUCUACAGACUGCAAGCAUCUGAUCAAGGGGAUUUCUACUGUGAGGCAAGGCAGUGGAUCCAAGAUCCAGAUAAGUCCUGGUACACCAUAGCCUCCAAACGCACUGACAGAACGACUGUGAAUGUAAAAGCUACUGAUAAGAGCUUCAGUGUUCACUUGGAGAACAACAGGAAAGUCUUCACAGCUGGAGACAGCAUGGAAUUAAGAUGUGUCAUUCAAGCUCAAAAUAUACAGGACCGAUAUUUCUCAGUAUUGUGGAUUUAUAAUGGUACACAAAUUGCCAACAUUGGCCGCAAUGCUGUACCAACAAUCCAUGCUGACUACACAGUCAAAGAACGUUUGGGAUAUAUAAAGUUUGCAAAAGAAACCGAUACAACAUAUCUGCUGAAAAUCUACCAUGUUCAGCUGGAAGAUAGCGGAAAAUACCUUUGCCGGGCCACUGAGCAAGAGAGAACAGUGACAGGAGACUUCAUUGCCAGAGACACAAACAGAUCCAGUAAAAGUUUGAUCAUUGUUCAGCCUGUCAAAAGUAGUUUGGAUGUCACCGUUACCAGUAACACCACCAAGGUUUUGGAGGGUGAGAUGCUUCAGUUUUUCUGCAACAUCCAUUCACUAAUCAGAAAUCACAGUCGUCUCUCUGUCACCUGGCAGUUAAUAAGCAAACGGGGACAGGCCAGGGAUAUCAUCAGCCUGCACCAGGAUGGGACUCAAGUUACGAAUACGUUCUAUCAGAAGCGUGGCGCUAGCGGAGACCUCAGGUUGGUCAAACAGCAGCCAGGUUCCUUCAUGCUCCAACUCCACAACGCAGCAGUAUCAGAUGACGGAGUGUACGUUUGUACAGUGGCUGAGUGGAUCACAAAUAUGGUUGGAGACUGGCAGCGAAUUGGAAAACAAUCUGCUCGCACUGUAGCAGUGGUUACUCCCCUUGAAACUGGUUUCAGUGUUACUGCAAUAACGCGAACACCUUUGGUGAUCUACAACAACACGUUUGAACUCCAGUGUUUCAUCAAGCCUAACUAUCCACCUCGAGUGUUAGUAUCUGUAAAGUGGAAAUUCCAGCCUAAUGAAUCUUCCAACAGCUAUGACAUCAUCACAUUUGGCCGUGACACUUCUAUCACAUGGGGAGAGAAGGCAGCUCAUUUUAAAAGCAAAACCACGAUAAUAAAGACAUCGUCCAACAACAUCCGCCUGGCUGUCUCUAAAGCCAGUAACUUGGAGGCAGGAAAGUACGAAUGCAUCGCAGAACUGUGGCAUCAAAAUCAAAUGGACCGGUGGAUGAUGAAAAUCAGUAAAUCUUCAAAUAUUCUGGAGGUGAAGGUUAAACCUCCAGAUGGGAAAUUAAAAGUUAACCAACUAAACCGAAAUCUUGUGGUAAUUGAAAAUGACAACAUCCACUUAAGCUGUGUCAUCACUAAUCAAACAAGUCCAGACUCUCAAUUCUCUGUGCAAUGGUAUGUCAAGAAAUCACAGGAGAAAGAGAGCAAACUUAUUAUGAAAUCAAAUCGUGACUGUGUGUUUGAAUAUGGGAAUGAGCUGGGAAGUCACGAGAGGAAAGAGAGAAUGCAAGCUGCAAAACCCUCACGUGGCCAUUAUACUUUGGUCUUAUUCAAGACUGAUACCGCUGAUAGUGGCAAAUACUAUUGUCAUGUGGAGGAGUGGCUACUGAACCCCAAUAACAUCUGGUAUAAAGUCGGAGAGAACACAUCAGGAGUGACCUCUGUCACAGUCAAGCGACCAGAAAACAAUUUACAAACAGUCAAGACUGAAAGGAGUAUAUCUGUACCGGAGGAUGGUCAGAUUCAACUGAAUUGCAAAAUUAGCAAUCGUACCAAAUUGGAUUCCCAACUCUCCGUGGCCUGGUUUACCCAGAAAACCCCAGAGACAGAUAGCUAUCCUAUUUUCAGACUGAGUCGGAAUACUGUUUUUGAAUAUGCUAAUUCAAUGGAUAACAGUACAAGAUUGAAGGAUAGGCUACAGUUUGAAAAAUCUACCAAUGAUUUGUACAGUUUGAUACUUCAGAAAGCAACUAUUUCCGACACUGGAAGCUACUACUGUAAUGUGGAAGAGUGGCUGCUUGAUCCUAACGAUAGGUGGUAUAAACUGGGAGAAGAUCAAUCUGGAUUGACAACUGUCAUUGUACAACAGCCAGAAUUUAAGAUGCAAUUGGAUAAAGCAGAAUUGAACAUCAGUGUAUCAGAAAAGGACCUGUUCCAGCUCAGCUGCAAUAUAACCCAACAAACACAACAGAAUUCCCAAUUUGCUGUAUCCUGGUUUGCUUGGAAAGUCAAAAAGGAUACUGAUGGAAUUAUUAAGGAGACAAUUUUAAAAGUUGAUCAUAAUACCGUGUUUGGAUUUGAUACCUUAAUCGAUGGGGCUAAAGGAAUGAAGGACCGAUUGCAGUUCGAGAGGCCUUCCAACGGAUUGUACACCUUAACAAUACAGAAUGCUGGCAAAGGUGACACUGGAAAUUACUAUUGCAGCGUAGAGGAGUGGAUUCAAAAUGCCAACCACAUCUGGUACAAACUAGGAGAGGAUGAGUCCGGGCUGGUCACUAUCACUGUACAAAGCAAAGGUUCUUCUCUUCAGCAAGCAAUUUGUUCAAAUGAUGCCCUGUUUUACUUCAUAUUUUUCUAUCCCUUUCCAAUUUUUGGGGUCCUUCUUAUUGCUAUUUUACUAACGCGCUACAAGACUCUAAACUCACAGAAAAAGUCUGAUGCCAAAAAUGGUGUUCCAUUACUCUGGAUUAAAGAGCCAGCGGUGACUUAUUCCCCAACAAGUCUUGAACCACCGGAUUUCAGAAUAGGACCAGGAAGCAUCGCUUAACAGAAGGAAAAGAAAAGAAUUUUGGAUAGAAUGAUUUGACAUUCAGCUGAAAGAAUCAAGUUUGAACUAGUGGUGAAUAUUCACCACAGAAGAAAAUCUAAAUUUGAAAGCAAACUCCUCCAUCCAUGUACAGUGAGUGUACUUUCUAAAGGUCACUUGAUUGGGAAGUGGGGGAGAAAAGGCACAUAUAUUGUAAAAUGUUUGGCUCAAUUGGCCUCCAUCCCAAUAAGCCUGAAAGGAAUACUUGGUGUAGCUGGAAUGUUUAAUUUCACACUAAUGUCUUUAUCUGUGCCUAGAAAUGUAUUCCUGGUCGGUAGCGUUGAGUGCACUAUAUAUCAGCAAUAUUGUGUUGUGUGUGUUUUGCCUCUGAAAUUCGCUGAUGCAGAACACAGCAGUGUCCUAUUGCUGUUGUUUGGUGUGGCUACCACCAAUGACUUGAUGAAUUUUCUAGAUCUUUGCCAACUAUUCUCACUGCAUGAGCAUUUUCACAUUAGUCUGCUAUGUGUAAUAGAUCUGAUGUCAUAAAAACCAGACAAUCUACUAAAUAUUAAGAAUACAGAACUACAUGAUGGAGGGAAAAUAUUGAACUAUAAUCUAAAUUUGAGGAUUUUUUUCCCCAAAGCUUCAUGACUCUUAAUUUCCCCACUGGUCUGGUUAGCAAAUCUAAGAGUCAACAUUAUAUCCAAAGCAAGUCACAACUGGAGAGAUCGUUGUACAGCCAGACAUUUUGCUCAAUCAGCACAGCUUAGAAUAUUGAGCAAAAGAAGCAAUGGAAAACGAGUAUGAAGAUCAUGAAACCCAAGAGAAUCUGUAGAACUGAAGGCUCAUAGAUAUUGAGUCAGGCAAACUUCCAUGUUUGACGAAUGUCAAAUGACUAUGAUGUGCAAUAGAAAAAUCACAGAGGACACCUUGUGCAGGUGGUAAUGAUCAUCAGUGUCAUAAAUGCAGUGUGACUUACAUGAAGACAAUGUAACCCAAGUGCAAGAUGUGGGACAAUGAAAUUCCAUUCCUCUAGUGAAUACAGAUGAAGAUGAAGCAGAUUAUUAGUAGGUACAGCUAAUCGUUCUCGUUUAUGAAUUUUUUGAUACAGAAGUCAUAUGGAGCUGCAACUUUGUAGAAUGGAAAAUAGUCAUGCAGCUGAAUAACAUUUUUUUUAUACUUAAUUUCCUUUGCACUUUUUAAAAUAACUUUUUAUUCCAUGUAUGAACCAGAAUCAUUAUAAUUGCCUGUUUUGUUUCAAUAUUGUUCUUUGAAAGAGGACCAUUUGGUCAAGAGAAAUGGUUACAAAUCUGAACAAAUUACUUGCCCAACAUAGUUAAUUUUGUUGUCAGGAUAUUAGCCUUUGCAUAAAAACCUGCCAGUGUAAAUCACAGAGGAAUUUCCUCAACUUACUUACCUUGGAGAACCUUGAAAGAAACUGUAAUGCUCUGCUACAUCAGCAGAUCCUUUUCCAUGUACUGAGUCAAUCUUAUGCACAAUCUUGUAUAAUUACUUGUACACAAUUAAGAGAAUGAAAGUGGGGUUUAAUCAUCUAUGAAUUCUUUUUAAGGAUUUUUAUUUCCCACUAAAUUAAAAACAACAAUUUAUGGAUCACUAACAUAUGUAAGUUACACAGGACAACAAAUAAAACAAUAACAACAAAAAUCACUAAUAUUUAUGUGGGAAAACAGAAGUGGCUGGAGCUGGUUGCAGUAAGCAAGCAGGAGAAUACUUUGAUAAGAAAUAUUUUACCUCUGCAGUGACUGUCGAAACGAAAAUGCUUGUACCUCCAUGAAAAUGCUGGUUUGUAAGGUUUUCAAGUUGAAUAUGUUUAAUUUCAGACACCACAUAAUUUGAAUUGAUAGAUAAUUAUCCAGUCUUUAAUGAUUUGCAAGUUGUUUACCUGAAUGUCAUUGAGUGAGCUAAUCAGAACUGAAGCAAUUACUUUAUGGUUAGUUAGUCCAUAUUAUCAUAUACAAUAUACAUGUACUGAUCCCUGCACUAACAUUGACAACUCCCAGAUAUAAGUUCAUAGUAAAUCUUCAAUAUCUAGCAGUUCUAGCUUGUAUGCUAUUGCUGUCAUUACCAGGAUUUAAGAACAAAGGAGCAGACAUUCUGCUCUGGGCAAGACCAAUGAAAGCCUCAUACACUAUUUUGUUUCUUGUAAUAUUGGGUUUGUUCUUGUUUAGCUGUCAUCUUUCUGUACAUUAAGAGCACAGUCAGUUCAUGAAUAACAACAACAUUGGGUAACCAGCUGGUCUGCGGUUUCUUUGAAGCAGGUAUUAGAAUAUAUUUAUUUAGCAGAGUUGUUUCAUGAGAUGGCAUGACAUCCAAGUCUGAAGUCAAACCUGGGAUUCCUUGUCAGACUAAGGAUCUUCAAGCGAGAAUGUGAUCAAUGGAACAUAAUAUCUUUAUUAGCCAGAACUUCUAACCACUAACUUUCCUCGGGCAGUCCCCCAGAACUAACAGUAUUUCUUCUGCCUUGGUCCUGAGGGGUGGAAGUUGCCUAUAUGUGAAAUGUGAGGUGACCAUUGCUCACCAACCACCCCUUGAUAAAGUGUGGUUUUGGUUCAUUGCAAAGAGGUUAAUUGGAGAUUAAGCUUUGCUACAUAAAUUUAGCUGCAUGCACAUACCCACACAAACUCACCACUUUGCCCACCCCCCACUUGUACUUGGCCCUAAUCAUGCCACUUGAAGCCUGUGGCCUAACCCAGAAUCUCCAAGCAUCUCCCAGAAAAGGUGUUGACAGACUGCAAUCAGCAGGUGUCACUGCGGGUGGGUUAGCAGGUACUGGUAAAUGACUUAAUGGCAGGAACUUCUCAGCUUCCAUCAACACCCUAAGUUUUGGGGUAGGGGAUUAGUCUGUGACACGUUCACUUUAGUUGAGAGGUAUAUUGUCCCCAAUAUGGAUCUUCAGUUAGAGAAUUUUAAAAGAAAUGGGAAACUGGUUUCGGAGUUGAAUAGUGCAUUAACAAGGUGUAAUUGAGUACAUCUAUCGGUAGGGAAAUGUGAGUUGUGGUUUAUGACAUUGCCAUUUAAUUCUCUUUCACCCAACUCCUCCAAACUUAUUGAUGGAUUUAAAUCUGAAACCUGAGAUGUUCAUUGGGUUGAUUAUAUGAUUCCCUCUCCCAGCUAUGUUUACAUUGUAAUGUAACGUCAGGUUUAGCCUGCCUUGGUUUUCCAAACAAAAUCAACAGCCUUUGGUGUUAUGCUCUUAUAAACACGCUUAAGGAAAUUCGUAGCUUGAAAGUUGUUUCUGAUCCUGGACCAUCCAUUUUUUUUGAAUAAAUCAAUUGAUGCUUAAUGUCUUGUGCACUUAAAAUGGAGAGUGUGAUAGCUGAUAGAAAAUAACUUAGAAUAACUUGGUAAGUCAGCACAGGUUCUCUCCCAUUUCUGGGUUUCAGCAGGGUUCUGUUCCUGAGAACUGUCCAUAACCCGAACAGUUUUCAAUUUAGAAAAGCAGCUGGGAACAGAGUUCCCACAGGACAGAAGUGCAGUCGCCAGCAAAUUCAUCUCAGUGUCUUCCAAAUGUUUGUUCAUACGUAUUGCCUGUAUCCAAGUCAGGUAUUCAGAAGCUGCAGAGAAUCUGUACUGUUUAACAUAGCCGGGAGUCUGAAGUAAUGAUAGAAGAGUUAGUUUUAUUAUACAAUGUGCCACUAUUUUCCCUUAGGCAUUUUGAACAAUCUGAACUUAAUUUCAUAAAACAGAAUUACUUUUCCUAAUUAUAAAAGUCCAAUGAAACAUCUCAAUCUAUAAAAUGAUAAAACUUUAAUAAUAAAUUAGCUAUCAUCUAGAGUAAAUGUAUGAUCUUGUUUCAAUAACUGUUGAAGGUUUCCAUGACUUCAAAAAGAAAUGGUAUUUAUAUCUUUGCAGAGUUCACGAGUAAAAGAAAAACAAUUCUGACUGAGAACUGUAACAAUUUUCAAAGGAGCAACACAGUGACAUUUGUUAAUUUAAAAAAGUACAGAGAUGAGUCUAGAAAUAAUUGAAACAAUGCUGGAAUCUGGAAUCGAACCGGACUGGUUCAGGAAAAAUUUAGGUAGAAGAUCUUCUGAAAAGAAGUUUUGAAAAUUUGGAUUCGUGUUUCAUUUAGUGGUACAUAUAUAUGCAUAAGAGUAUUGGGGUAACAUUUCCAAAGUUUUAACCUAAGAUGUAUUUUGGGCAAGUUCAGCUUUAUCUUUAUAAGCAGGUCAAGAAAACAAGUAUAACUUUGCUGGAAUGACCUGCAGAGUCUAAUAGAGUGAAAUAAUUGUGGUAUUUGGGAACUGCAGCACUUGACACCAUAGAGGCUAUAAAUGAGUAAAGGAGCAAUAAAAUAUGCAUACCAGUUAAAUCUUGGCAGAUUAAGUUUAGAAGAACAUAGAACGCCCUGCGCUGCAGUCUACAACUUGAAAGCUCAAUAAGCAACUUCAAAAAGGAAAAGUAAUUGGGUCUCCUAUGGACCUUCAGUAAAUGCACAAAUAUUGCAGACUGGAUUGAAUAAUUGAAUAGGAAUAUUAAAAGAGUCUAUCUUUAAAUUUUGUGUUUGGCACUUCAUUGCACACUAGAAAAAUCCUAUAUUCAGCACUAUUGUGGCAAUACAAGUCUUGCAAGCAUACACUUUCAUUAAUAUUUAAAUGGAGGCAUUAUGUCAUGAAUGAUGUACGGCAUUCCCAUCAUCCCCUGCAGGGAAAUAGAUAUUGAAGGCACAAAUUGCAGGUGCAAGUUUUCCAAAGGCAGUAAUUAUUAACGUAUUUAAUAAACUUUUACUGCCUACCUAAGAAAAAAAACAGUUUUAUAAAAAUUGGAAAUAUAGACAAAUGUCCUCCAUUCAAAUAGAUUCUGCAAGUAGAACACAGAAAAUCAUAUUAGUUUUAACCAGUAAAUCUGGCCAGAAAGGGAACUGCCAUUCCACAGAACAAAAUAAAAACAAAAUAGUAUUCCACAUAAUAUAAAUCUAGAACAGAAAAUGAUCCACAAGUUCUCAGUUGUCUCCUUGAGAAUUGCCUAUGUAAUCAAAGUGGGUAGUCCACAUUGUUUGAGUAUGAUGCAGAAUUGCAAACCAAGUAUUACUGAACUAGAAUAUGUUGCACCUGUGUCAUUACAGUCAUAAAAUUUAAUAUUUUUUAUACAUCCUGCAAUACUUUGUUAUACCUCCCACUAUCCAAAUGCUCACCUAAUGAUUUCAAAAGUGUAUUUGAUUAUGUAUACCAUAUGACUGUUAGCUGAUCCUUUUCUCAUUGUGAUGUUUAUAUAGUUCUCCAAUUUGUCACAGACAGGGUUUUCCACUGACUCUUUGGAACAAACUAUAGGGUUCGAUUGCUAUCACUAAGGAAAAGUCCAAAGUUGAUUGGAAGGGAACAUUAGCAGAGAGGAUGGUAGAAUAGUAAUGGCAGGAGUUUCUGAGAGUGAUUUGGAAGUUGCAGGAUGAUUUCAUCUGAAAGAAGCAGCAGGUUUCUAAGGGAAGGAUGAGGAAACUGUGGCUGACAAAGUAAGGUUAGGGAGAGCAUAAAAGCAACAAAAGGACAUACAGUUUUGAAAAAUUAGUGGAAAAUUAGAGGAUAGGGAUGCUUUUACAAACCAACAGAAGGCAACUAAGAAAACAGUAAUGGGUGAAAAGCUGAACUAUGAAGCUAAGCCAGCCAAGAAUAUAAAAAGGAUACCAAAGGUUUCAUCAGAUAUACUAUUUGAAGACUAAAAGAGAGACAGGAGUGGACAUAGGACCACUGGAAAGUGACACUGAAGACGUAGUAAAGGGGAACAAAGAAAUGGCAGGAAAAACUGAAUAAGCAUUUUGCAUCUAUCUUCGUUGUGGAAGUCACCAGCAACGUGCCAGAACUUCAAGAAAGUCAGUUGUGGUGUGAGGGGAGUAGAUGUGUUUGUUGUUGUUAGUAAUGAGGAGAAGGUGCUUGGGAAGCUGAAAGUUCCAAAUAAAUCAUCUGAGGCAGAUGGACUGUACUGCAGGGUCCUGAAAGAGGUGGCUGAAGAGAUUGCAGAGGCAUUAGUAGUGAUCUUUCAAGAAUCACUGGAUUCUGGGAUGGUUCAAGAAGAAACACAAAUGCCAUUCCAAUCUUUAAAUAGGGCCAGAGGCAAAAAAUAGAAAAUUAUAGGUCAGUUAGCCUGACUUCAGUGGCAGGUAAGAUUUUUUAAAGCUAUUAUUAAGAGUGUGGAUUUGGGGGGACUUGGAAGUACAUGACAAAAUAGGCCAAACUCCGGAUAGUUUCCUAAAUAGGAGGGUUUUCCCGACAAAUCUGUUUGAAUUUUUUGAGUAAGUAGCAAGCAGGGUAGAUAAAGGAGUUCAGUGGAUUUUGUUCACAUGGAUUUUCAGAAGGCUUUUGAUAAGGUGCCACACAUCAGGCUACUAAACUGUUUCGGAGCCAAGAGUAUUACUGAGUUGAAUUCCACUAGCUAGGAUAGCUGAUUGGCGGAAAGCAGAAUGAGAAUAAAGGGGCCUUUACUCAUUGGCUGCUGUUGACUGGUGCUGCUCUGCAGAGACUGGUGUUUCUGCUGCUUUUCAGAUUUUAUAUUAAUGAUCUGGAUGAUGGACUUGAUGGCUUUUUGGCCAAGUUUGGAGAAUGAGUUGAAGAUAGAUGGCGGGACAGGUAGUAUUGAGUCUGCAAAGCAACCGGACAAGUUGAGAAAAUGGUCAAGAAGUGGCACAUGGAAUACAAUUUAUGGAAGUGUAUGGUCAUGCCCUUUAGAAGAAAUAAAGGCAUAGACUAUUUCCUAAUUGGGGAGAGAAUUAAGAAAUCAGAGGUUCGGGAUUCUCUAAAGGUUAACAUGCUGGUUGAGUUGGUAGUAAGGAAGUCAAAUAUAAUGUUGGCAUUCAUUUCAAGAGGACUAGAAUGUAAAAGCAAGGGUGUAAUACUGAGGAUUUAUAAACCAGACUUGGAGUAUUGUGAGCAGUUUUGGAGCCAAUAUCUGAGGACAGAUGUGCUGCCAUUGGAGAGUGUUUAGAGGAGGCUACUAAAAAUGAUACCAGGGAUGAAAGUGUUAACAUAUAAGGAGCAUUUUGUAGCUCUCAGACUGUGCACCCUGAAGCUCAGAUGAAUGGGGUGGGGUGAGGGGAGUAGCUUUUAUUGAAGCCUACCCCAUAUUGAACCACUUGAAUAUAGAAUAGAUGUGCAAACAAUGUUUCCAAUACUGAGAGAGUCUAGGACCAGAGGCACAGCCCUCAAUAAAAGAUGCCCCUUUCGAGUAGGAACAAGGAGGAAUUUCUUUAGCCAGAGGGUGGUGAAUCUGUGGCAUUUAUUGUCACAGAUGGCUGUGGAGGCCAAGUCAUUGGGUAUAUUUAAAGCAGAGGCUCAUAGUUUCUUGAUUAGUAAAGGUUACGGGGUUAAGGCAGGAAAAUGGGGUUGAGGGUCAAAAGUAAACCAGGCAUGAAUAAAUGACAGAGAAAACUCAAUGUGCCUUUUGGCCUAAUUCUGCUCCUAUGAAACUGCUAAAUGAAGCCACAUCAAGGAGUCGGCCUUCUUGUCUGCCAUGUUUCCUUUCUGAGGUAAGGUUUGCUCAUUACCAUAGGCGACCUUUAAUUUGCAGAAUUGUACACAGCAGAGAGGUGUUAUUUUAACCAUAAUUUCUUAUUACUUUUUUAAAGCUGUCUAGUUUAUUCCGAAAUCUAUUUCUGUUUCUCUUUCUAUUACUCAUGGUGGUGUACAAUUCAACUUUGAAAGUUACCAUAUCAAAAUAAAAUUUCAUCUCUCCCACUUCUGCUUAAAUCUAUGUGCUUUAGUUAUUCACUUGAUGGAAAUGGGGGGCGGGGUGUUCAUUAUAGAUUCUACCUUUGAGUCACAGAUCACCACAGCAUGAAACAGGACCUUCAGCCCAUCUAGUCUGUGCCAAACCAUUAUUUUACCUAGUCCAUUGAUUGGCCCCUGGGCUGUAACCCUGCACAAUCCUCCCUUCCAUGUACUUAUUCAAAUUUCUCUUACAUAUUGCAAUCAAACCCACAUUCAUCACUUGACUGGCAGCUCGUUCCACACUCGCACCACCCACUGAGCAAAGAUGUUCCCAAACCAACUUGUUUUAAAUAUCAUGUAAUUUGGGAAGAGUUGAUGAGCUAGCUGAGAGAUUUCAGAUUUUUUGCUGGAAUUUACAAUUAUCUUUCACAUCAGUGCCAUUCAAGAAUGACUUCAAAUUUUUUGUGCAAAUCAAAUGAUUUUUCUAGACAAAAUUUUAAAAGAGGAUUUAAAUGGUAGUUAUACAUUUGAAGCUACUUUGUCAUUAAAUAUUUUCAGUUGAAGUCUCAGUCUUCUAGUUCUCCCGUCAGCUGAAACACAAGCUGUAGGAUUAACUAACAUGUUUAUCUGGAAAAGUGGAGAAGGGGUGGUUGAUCAGCUAUGCAGAGUUAAAGGGCUGAAUGACUUACUCCUGAUCCUAUUAUGUAUUGAGAGAUGCAUUAAGUCUCACUCCAAUCCUCUAUAAAUCUGAAUUUCAAAGAGGCAAUAAGUUGUACGUUAAUAGGCUUGCUAAAUUGUAAUUAAAUGCAUCCUUAAAGUUAAAAUCAAAUUUGACACUUUGAAACUGGAUGUUUUGUGAAUACAUCUUUCAGCAUCAGUUACCUAUCCUAGUAAGUGCAUUAAAUACUAAAUAGCAUUAAAUACUAAAUAGCAUCUUUCUAUCAGUUUGUGAGUGUAUUUAAUACAGAGUGAUCAAAGGGUACUUUGUUGGUAUGGAUAGUUCUGCUGAAGGCUCAGUACUAUAUUAGUGAGGGUUAGCCUCAAUUUACAGUGCAGUUAUCAACUUUGAUUUCUGCCCACCUCAUCCUUAAUUGCCCAAGUACAAUGUUUGAACAGUCACUGGAGAGAAACAGGCAUGAAUCUAAUGGAUAACAAUAUGAAUUAUUCACCUCGUUUGUCAUUGGAUCCAGGGAGUAAACAGAUCAUUACAAGAAUAAUCAGUUUUCUCUAAAAUUGGCUCCAUUGAAUGAUGUCUCCUGUGUGUUAUAAACUUUCUCCUGGCAUGCAACUUAAAAUGUAUGUUUGAAUUUAAGUGGUAUGUAUUCUAUUUUGCUUCUUUCAGGAUUUCUUUCAUCUUUGGAAAUUUUGACCAGCCCAAAGGUUCUGUUCACUUUUGUCAUAAUUACAUUAAACUAUCUGAUUAAUUUAGUAAAUUUGUAUUGUUGUCACUGAUCAAAAUUGUUGCACUUUGUAACUAUAGUGAUGGCAUUUCUGAAAUGAACUUGUACUCCCUGCACUGCCUUCAGUUAGAGGCAUUACACAUGAAGUGACCCUCCUGGUUUGAAGUCUUACAGUCCAGAUCAUGGAUAACGUACUCUACAAUAUUAAAAUUAACUGGUGAGUAAAAGUGUCACACAACCAGCCUAAUGUACCAGCUUUUUGCUGGGCGGGCAAUUAUUUUGGCAUGGCCUCCUAUUUAGUUAACCUGAUGCUAAAUUUCACAUUGUGAGGUGGAAUCUUUACUUCAAUCCAUGAUCACAAACAUUUUUGUACUGUUUGCACUGUAAUAUGUACUCGCUGUAAUCUAGAACUCCUGUAAUAAAUGGGCACUUCGGUCGGAAUGUAAAACGUAGCUUAUCAUGUUGGGAUAUUCCCAAUUUUGACAUUGUUUGAAUGAACAUCCUAUUUUAGAUAUUUUCCAUGUAUCAAUAGUGCAUGAUACUGCUGGAUUUAAUUUGUGAUAUGAGUGUCCAAUGUGAAUUUUAAAAUGUGAUGCGCUUUGUUUGAAAUCUCUUGUUAUUUAGGUGUUAAUAAAAUGAUGGUUCUUGAGAAGAUUUGUUAUG
Molecule: messenger RNA, 13560 nt
Organism: Mobula hypostoma (lesser devil ray)
Lineage: Eukaryota; Metazoa; Chordata; Chondrichthyes; Myliobatiformes; Myliobatidae
Product: immunoglobulin superfamily member 3-like
Exons: 10
Coding region: 348-3860 (1170 amino acids)
Cellular component (GO): membrane
Source: RefSeq, a predicted model, not a curated record